Molecule: messenger RNA, 6042 nt
Organism: Podarcis muralis (Common wall lizard)
Lineage: Eukaryota; Metazoa; Chordata; Lepidosauria; Squamata; Lacertidae
Gene: GLP1R
Product: glucagon like peptide 1 receptor
Biological process (GO): positive regulation of blood pressure; adenylate cyclase-activating G protein-coupled receptor signaling pathway; cell surface receptor signaling pathway
Cellular component (GO): plasma membrane
Molecular function (GO): peptide hormone binding; glucagon-like peptide 1 receptor activity; glucagon receptor activity
Source: RefSeq, a predicted model, not a curated record
GGCGCCUCGCGGCUGCGCUGCAUUUCCUCGCCGUCCGAACUCCGGCUGGGGGCGCGUCCUGCGUCUGGAAGCGAUUGGCUGGCGAGGCGCGCGCGGGGGCUGAGCUCCGCGCCGAGGCGGCCCCCUCGCCCACCUUACAAAUGCCGCCCAGCCCGCGCGCCAAACUUCACUCCAACUCCGCCGCUGGGCGCUCUCGCGCUCUCCUCGUUGCGCGCCUGAGGUGGCCUCGCGCCCCUGCCUGCCUCUCCUCCCUCUGCAGUUGCUGUGGCCGAGGCGGCUGCCGGGGCUUGCGCUUCUUGGGGCAACUCCGGCGGCAGAGACAUGCCUCCGUCGUCGGCGCCGGCUGCUCCCUGGAAAAGCUUCACUCUGGCUUUGCUCUUAGCCACCGGCGGAGCGACUCCCUCGAGGCGGAGACCCCAGCUCUCCUUUCCUUCACUGAAGCAGAAAUGGGAAGAAUAUCGGCUCCAGUGUUUGGAGUAUCUCCAUGAAACACCCCCUCUUAUGGCAGAAGGCAAGUUCUGCAACAGGACAUUUGAUGAAUAUGCAUGCUGGCCUGAUGGUCUGCCUGGCACCUAUGUGAACAUGAGCUGCCCUUGGUAUCUUCCAUCAGCUAGCCCAGGGCAAGUUUACCGCUUCUGCACACUGGAGGGCACGUGGCUGCUGGAGGAAAAUUCCACCAUUCCAUGGAGGAACAUAUCUGAGUGUAUGGCUACUGAUGAAGACUCACCAGAAGGCCACAUGCUAUUCCUUUCUGCCAUCUAUACCACUGGAUAUGCUCUUUCCUUCUCGGCCCUUGUCAUAGCCACUGGCAUCCUCCUGGGGUUCAGGCAUCUGCACUGCACCAGGAACUACAUUCACUUGAACCUUUUUACCUCAUUUAUCCUCCGUGCUAUAUCCAUCUUCAUUAAAGACUCCGUGAUAACUUGGAUGUAUAGGACAGCCCCUCGUGAACAGCAGUGGGAGAGUUUAUUCUCUUAUCAGGAGUCACUUAGCUGUCGCUUGGUCUUUGUGAUGAUGCAGUAUUGUGUGAUUGCCAACUACUAUUGGCUGUUGGUGGAGGGAAUGUACUUGUAUACGCUGCUGGCACUAUCUGUUUUUUCUGAGCAGAGAAUCUUUCGUCUCUACCUUUUUGUUGGCUGGGGUGUGCCAAUGCUGUUUGUUAUCCCCUGGGGAAUUGUCAAGUACCUUUAUGAAGAUGUGGGCUGCUGGAACAAGAAUCUUAACAUGAACUACUGGCUGAUCAUCAGGGUGCCCAUCCUUGUUGCUAUAGGGGUAAAUUUCCUGAUCUUUAUCAGGGUUAUUUGCAUUAUCAUUUCUAAGCUGCAAGCCAACCUGUUGCGCAAAACUGACAUAAAAUGCAGAUUGGCCAAAUCUACGCUGACUCUGAUUCCACUGUUGGGGACCCACGAGAUUGUAUUUGCUUACAUUACUGAUGAGCAUGCCCAAGGAACAUUGCGCUUUGUGAAGCUCCUUUUUGAACUCUCCUCCUCUUCCUUUCAGGGUCUUCUGGUUGCAAUUCUCUACUGUUUUAACAACAGUGAGGUUCGGACAGAAUUUCAGAAAAGCUGGGAGCGCUGGCGACUAGAGCACUUUUAUGUCCGCAGAGACAGCAACAUGAAGCCUCUCAAGUACCCAGCCAACAGUAUAAGCAGCGGAGGUACCCUGGGGAGCACAGUCUAUGCUGCCACUUUCCAGGCUACAUUCAGCUAAGAUUUCUGUGGAGGCUAGUGCAGAGGAGUCUGACCAGCUGACAUGAACUGUAGGAGGUACAAUCGAAUCCCCUUGCAUAUCCAGCCAGCCAGAUUGCAUGAGGCCUUUGGAAGACUUGAACCUCCCUCGUUCAUGGCUGCAGGCAGCUGGACAAGCUUUCAAAAUAAAGCAGCCACCUAAUAUAAUCAAUACAUUUGAGGGGAGAACAUGCUCUUUAAAGUAAGCUUAAAGCAUUUCUUCUCAAUAUCAGAGGCCUCCAGGUGCCCAAAGCCUAUAAACACUGUGUUGAUGCUGUCACAAAGCGUAAAGGUAAUCAUUUAUUAGCGUGGGUAGACAGGUUGACAGCUUUACUGAUUAAAUUACAAGGAUGCAGCUGAUCAUUACAAACAAGAAAAAACUCCCAUUGGGAAAAAGGGGAGAUUAAACUUUUGCAUGGUUACAAAGAAACAGUCACCAUAAUCUGUAGAAGCAUUUCAAGCCUUUCCAAGUGGUAGCUUUCUUAAACACCCAAUAUGCAGUCAUUUGACUUGUGUGUUCCAGGCAUUUCCAUAAAUGGGACUUUUGUGCCCCCCUCUAAUCACACUGCAAGAAUAGUAUAUUCACUGCAGUUUUGAAUGUCACAUGUGGUGUCGUGGACACCUAAUGGCCAGUGCCAGUGACUUGCAAAGAACAGUUAUCCAUCUCUUCACUCCUAUGGCACAGUAAGUAGUAGUUUACUUUUUGUUGCAUGAGGUGUUCUCUGUUUUAUGGUAAUGUGUACAAUUAAAAAUGGGAAAGAUUAUUUAACAAAUAACCAUUUUACACCCUUAUGCUUUCACAUACCUCUUUCUAAAAAAAUAGUGCAUGCUGUACAUUUCUUCUCUGCAGCAUUGGAUUCUAUCCCUCAUUUUUGUAAAAAAACAGCAGCAUAGUAAACCUGAUAAACAGGCAAUUUCUAUGUGGCAGAGCAAUCCUCUACUGACCCCAGCAGGACUAUUCUACUCAUCCACUGCAUGGGGACAGCAUAUAGUACUGGUGACUGGAUCCACCUACUAUUUCAUCAUUUGAAAAGGCUUGAAUUGUUCUUGUGCCAUUCAGAUCAAUUUUUGCUGGUACGUCCAUGAUUGAAGUAUAUGAAUACUGGAUAUUUGAUGUUGCCUUUGGUUGCAUGCUCCCAAACAUGUUAAAGAGUAAUUUCUCUCUCGGAGAAACUUAAAUCUAUGUGCAGAUGAUGGUUCUUUUCCAUGUGAUGAAUGCACACCCUUUCUGCUGUUAGUGUGUGUUUUUAAAUGCCCAGUCUUACCACUCUCAUAGCCCUUUACUGCUUCAGAAGGCUGCACAAAUAUUACUAUGAACCAAAGUAAUUAGUGGCUUUCUGGAAUUGAGUAUUUGACAGGGAACAACGUAUUAUUCUCUGCCCCCUGUAGGUAUAGAAGCGGAUAAACAGGAACAUGGAGAAAAUAAUACCCUUUAUAACAUCUAUGGAGACACAAAUGUAGAAUUUAGUAUUUUAGAACUUUAAUCAUUUGUUCACAGGAGUCCUUAACUUUAGCAUAGGUUUUUCUAUGCCUUGCUUUUUUUCUUUCCUUUUCAAGUGUCUUAUAGCUACAGGGCUCUUUUAUGCUAGAUGUUGAAAACAAAAACAAGCUGAUUCAGGAGCUAUAUUUUCAGCACUUUGGCCAGCUCACUCUUCUAUGCUACAGCCAGCCGGAUUUCUUGCUUGUCAAUAAGCCUUUAGAAUCUUAAAAAUUAUGUAGGCUGCUCAGCAGGAAUGAAUUAAAAAUAUAUAAAUCCAAUUUGCCUUUUCAGUAAAGCCAAUUCAAGUUGCCAGUCAUUCCUAGAACGUUUGAUUGCAUACAGAGAAACUCUGGUUUCAGAGAUCAUCAUAUAUGAAUUACCGUAUUGGUAGUAAUGGUGUGCGCUGCAGCACUGAGUUGAAGUACAUUUGAAACUUGUCAUCUCCUCUAAAAACAUAUUGCAUACUAUUGUGGCCAUUCUGGACUGGACCUUGGAUUUACCAGAAUCUGAAAGGUUCUGCUGUGGGCCCAGGAGACUGUCCCUGUGUUGUGUAGAGCAUGCAUAGAAAUCUCUAUGGCUGUGUACUGUGAUACCAUAAUUGGGCCUGGCAAGCUGCAUCUGUAUAUACUGUGUGCACCUAACAGUAAAGAAACCUUCAGCAACGUGGUAAUCCAGGGCAGUCAAUGUGGUAGCUUCCAGAUGAUGUGGACUGCACCUUCCGGCAGCCUCAGCCAGCAUACAAAUGGUCGGGGGGAAAUGCAAUUGUAGCCCAACAACUUCUAAGAGCAGCACAUUGGCUGCCCCUGCUCUAAGCCAUGCUGGACACGCCACCUUUGCUGGAGUGAUGUUUUUAUACUGUUACACUAGCAUAUUAGGAUUCUGUCCAUGCCAGAUGUGAGCUACAACGUAUUAGUUUCUUGAGAACCCGAGGCUACCAAAAUCCACUGGACUCAAGUAGGUUUGCUAGCAUAAUUCAGUGAUGUGGGCUGCUCAGUGAUCUGGAAUACCAAACCCUUUUAAGGAGUUGAAUCGGCUGGCUUUGACAGAAAUCCUACACAUCAGACACAGCAACUGUAGCUGCCACAAGUUUAAAAUUGUCUAUAGAGCCGGUCAUAUAGACUGUCUCCACUGGCCUCCUUCAAGCCACUUUCCUGGUUUUAAAAGCUGACAACUGCAAGCUUUCCCCCAUUAUACUUUUCACAAUUUACUCCAACACAAUCCCCAUUGGUGGGAAAUAGUUGUGCUACAGAUGUCUAUUUACAGGCAAGCAUGGUUGAGAUCUGUGAAUGCUUAUUGUGCAGUUAUUACUAGAGAUAGUUUUGAAAAUGGGACUUCAGAAGAUUAGCAGUGUCUAAGCCACGCCUGUAGAGUUCCCAGGGCCAACUAGAGUCCUGGAAGGUUGCAUCUCACCCCACUGGCUGAGGUCCCCACCCGAUUUACACAAAGGAAGGGGGAGCAUGUGGAAGGGAGACAAGCUCAGUGUUAUAUGAGAGGAGAGCAGACACAUGAGUGACAUGCUCCACCAUGUUUAAUUUGCCCUUUAGUCAACAUUUGAAUUCCUGUAGCAUAAUAGAUCUUGUCAUAUGGGAAACAAUGUCACACGCUUCACCAAACAGCAAGAAAAAAGGCAGUAGGCAAGGUUAUUGAAUGAUGUGUCCCAAGAGACAUUUUCUAAAUUUUAGUAUAUUUUGUCUUGGUGUGUAAAUUGAGCCUUCACUUAUUUAUCUUUCAUUUUCGCCAAAAUUCUAGGCUAGGCAGCCGUUUAAAUUCAUGGCUUUUAAAAACUUUCACUAACUGUUCCCUUGUUCUUAAAAUCACUUUGUGUUUCCCUUGAUUUUUAACCUCUCCUCUUUUGAAGACCUUUUUAAAUAAAACAAAACAAAAUUCAAUUAAACAUGGGCCCCCACCUUAUUUUGGUCUUGCCCCAGGCCCAUCUUGGCAGGUUAUGGAAACCAUACUGGCAGAGCUUGGUUCAAUGGGGCUUUCAAGGAGCAGAAUUACAGGAGCAUUCUGACCAUGGAAGGAGAUGGGUAGAGCCCACGCAAAUCUCAAAGAGCCCUUUUGCAACUGGCAAGAUAUUUUCCAGUUUACUCUAACCAAGGAAACAAUUGCUGCCAAAAAAACCACCCAUACACAAUCCUCUCUUCCUAUUGAUUAUGUAGCGUUGGUGUUGUUAAAUUUGUUUGUUCUAUUGUAUUGCUAUUCCUCUUUCAGCCAGCUAUUUUUCAUUUCUGGAAUGUGUUCCUAGUAAAGUGAUGAUGGAUGCAGUAUAUGCAACUCCUUUAAAGGCUUGUUUAGUCUUGGGAGAAGAUAGCAGAUGCAGAAAAGAGCAUUCAAGACCUCUCUUCAGCAAUGUCUGUGGGCUGGUGGAAGCAGCCUUGGGAAACAAGAAAUGCCCUCUCGUUACCAGCAGCCUCUUUAUAAUGUUCCCAAUAAAACUAGUACCGAUGAAUAGAGGAGAUGUGCAUGAGCCUCAAUGUUCAAGCUGCCUUUGCUUUGGAAUUCAUAGUAUGCUUUAAGACUGCUCUUCAUACGGGGCUCAAAAAACAGUUUGAGCAACCCAAGACGCACCAGCAACCUGCUCACUCACUGUGAUUCUACUUAAGUUUCAUUCCAGAGUUAUGCACACAAGUCUUGUUAAAUUAAUACAACUUGUGAGGCACCUAAGUGGAGGCACGUAUUGCAAAUGUACCAAAAUGGUGAAUAUAUAUAUAUUAAGCAUUAAAAAUGAGUGAAUGUCAUAUUUCUAUCCUUACUGUUUUGAUCCUUUUUUUAAAAAAAAUAAUUGCAUGUAUUUAUUUUUUAAUGUUAUAAAAAUGGAUAACAAAUUAUGAA